AUGCCCCGCCCACAGGCCCCGCCCACAGGCCCCUGCCGCAGGGAAAGCAACAAGGACAGUUUGGUGACGACCUCCUCCCCUGGUGUCCUCCCCCUGGUCUCCUCCCUCCUGGUAUCCUCCCUUCUGGUCUCCUCCCCUCUGGUCUCCUACCCCCUGGUCUCCCCCCCUUGGUCCCCCCCUGCUCUCCCCUGGUCUCCUCCCCUGGCCUCCCCCCCGGUCUGCUCCCCUCAUGGUCUCCCCCCUGGUCUCCUCCCUGGUCUCUCCCCCCGGUCUCCUCCCCCCGGUCUCCUCCCCCCUGGUCUCCUCCCCUCUGGUCUGCUCCCCUCAUGGUCUCCCCCCUGGUCUCCUCCCCUGGUCUCCCCCUGCUGCCUUUCCCUCGGAGCCUUUGAGGAUGACGUCAGUGAGUGGUGGAAAUGCGAGUCACGUCUUUGA
Knipowitschia caucasica is the source of this 432-nucleotide messenger RNA. The record is from the annotation of a GenBank genome assembly. NCBI's taxonomy places the organism in Eukaryota, Metazoa, Chordata, Actinopteri, Gobiiformes, Gobiidae.